This is a messenger RNA of Toxotes jaculatrix (banded archerfish), 1542 nucleotides long. RefSeq lists its product as uncharacterized. The record is from RefSeq and is a predicted model, not a curated record. NCBI's taxonomy places the organism in Eukaryota, Metazoa, Chordata, Actinopteri, Toxotidae. The transcript is spliced from 8 exons. Bases 191 to 1159 code for a protein of 322 amino acids.
CCUUGUGUGUGCCUGUCUUCACCUGUGUGGAGCCUGUUGUCUGCUUCUGCCUCGUCUUUCCGAGUGAAGACAUUGUGUUUUCCCUCCUCAUGGACUUACCUUGGUUUCCUUUUGAUGUCAAUGCUGACAUGUCACAGCUCAACUUGACAGACCAGAAGAGGAAACAGACGUUGUUUCUCUCCUCUCAGAGAUGGUUGGUGGUCGCUUAUGUUGCCUGAGCUCCGUCUUCACGUUCAGUGCUGUGCUGCUUCUUGGAUUCUGCCUCCACGAUGUGGAGGGUUCCAGCUGUCCACGUAUCAUCCAUAAAACAGUUGGAGACACUGUGGAGUUUCCUUCAUGCUUAUCAACUGACGGGGUCACUGCAGCAUCAUGGAAAUUUAGAGAUAAAAUAGUUGCACUCAUGGAUGAAAGUGAGAAAGAAGAUAUUCAGUUCAGGGACAGAGUUUACCUGAACCCCACAAACUUUAGUUUAACAGUGAGGAAACUGACUCCUCAGGACUCUGGUGUUUUCAGUUUUCUCUCAGAGGCAAAUGAUCAGCAAAGGCAAACAAUCACCAUCACUCUCCAAGUUCAUGAGCCCUUAACUAAGCCUGUGCUGAAAGUCAAUUCCACCUGGCAUGCCUCCAACCAGUCCUGUACGCAUUUGCUGGAGUGUUCAGCCUCUGACAGCAAUGUCACCUACAACUGGACCUUGGGGAACCAGCAACGAAGUGGCCCCAGGCUGCAGUACAUCAUCAAGCCACAGGACGAAAAAACCAAAGUCACCUGCACGAUUUUCAAGUUUGACAUCAAGGAAUCUGUGUCCGAAACAGUGGAGUGUACCAACAGUACAUCUGACCCCACAAAACCAGAAGCACAGAGCCAUGUCUUGUACCUGGGUGUGGCAGCAGGAUGUUUUGUAUUUAUCUUUGCAGUCUCCAUAGUUAUUUGUGUUUGUCAUCACAAAAAAAGACGCACAGGCUGCGACACAAAUGACCUUACCGUGUACGCUGACAUCUCCGAUGUUGCAAUUCAAAGGACAUCAUCUACUAUGAAGCCGUGCUCUGUGUAUGAAACCAUCGAUAACAGAGUCAGCACAGUCACACCAGGGCCCCAGACUGUGUAUGACCAGAUUCAGUUCGGUCACGUGAGGAAAGCCCCUGUGCCACCCAAAUUAUGAAUUAUUGGAUCACUAUGGGCAGAAACAUGUCAUUAACAAAUACAUUUGAAUCAUUUAUGCAGAUUCACAGAAGUUCUUGAGACCUGCGAAUCAGCACUCGAUUGCUCUUCUUCAGCGACUGGAUGUGUGGCUCAGUAAACUGAAAUUGGAUUACAAGAAGUGAAUUUGCUCAUAACUCAAACAUCAUGCUUUGUUUUGUUUUGUUUUGUUUUUUUUACAUGCUGAUGUCAAUUUUCUGUUCCUACUGCACCUUUUUCUAUCAUAUCAUCAAUGCAGUCUCACUGGCAGUUUGUACAUUUUGUAGAUACAGAGAUUAUAUUUUUAAAAAUGUCUUUUCAUCCUGUGCACAGUUGGCCAUAUUAAAUUACGUUUAUUUACUGUAA